This is a messenger RNA of Erigeron canadensis, 486 nucleotides long. RefSeq lists its product as uncharacterized. The transcript has a single exon. The record is from RefSeq and is a predicted model, not a curated record. NCBI's taxonomy places the organism in Eukaryota, Viridiplantae, Streptophyta, Magnoliopsida, Asterales, Asteraceae. The coding region runs from base 103 to 390 and encodes 95 amino acids.
AUUAUUCUUCAUCGUCUUCCUCAUCAAUAUUUAAACAAUUUUAUCUCUUAUUUUGUAGUCAUUAGACAAAAAAAUCACAAUCAAAAAAUAGCAAUUCUCACAAUGUUAAUGUCAAUAUUUAGUUCCAUUGAUGCUUUUUGUGCCGAAUCAAUCGGGCGAAAGCUUCAUGUUACCAAUGCCAACAUCAACAAGAUAGAACAAAAUCCUUCUUCAUCAUUAGAUAAUGUGAUCAUAAAAGCAGAAGAUGGAGAAUCAAGUAAACAGUCUCCAUCUUCGUCUUCGUCUACGUCUCAAAAUGUUAAAAAGCCCACAUCGAAAAUGAAAAUCUGUCCUAGAUUCGCCCCGGAGUUGGAUGGCAUCAAUUGUUUUGAGACAAUUGUACCUUAUUAGACUAUUAGUAUAUAUUUCUUCAUUUAAAAGUUGUAGCCAAAUUUCACCUUUGUACAUAGUAUUAAUAUUAAUUUCCAUGAUGUUAAAUGUUGUUCA